Molecule: messenger RNA, 6672 nt
Organism: Zygotorulaspora mrakii
Lineage: Eukaryota; Fungi; Ascomycota; Saccharomycetes; Saccharomycetales; Saccharomycetaceae
Exons: 1
Coding region: 1-6672 (2223 amino acids)
Biological process (GO): flocculation
Cellular component (GO): fungal-type cell wall
Source: RefSeq, a predicted model, not a curated record
AUGAAUGCUCAACAGGGUGACACUUUUGCUUUAGAUAUUCCAGACGUUUAUAGGGUUUAUGGCGGAGGCUCAGAUUCUUCAAGUUUCACCAUAAGUUCUGCUUCUGGAUCCCAAUUGGCAACCUGUUCCGUGUUCUCUGGAUUGUCAUUAACUACUGAUUCAAGAGUGGAAUGUACAAUCACAAAUUCUAACAUCAACCAGAUGGCAUCGGUAGCCAACGUUUCUGGUUCUGUUACACUUCCUUUUAUCUUUUCCGUCGGUGGUUCUGACUUUAAUGCAGAUUUGGAUGCUGCGCAAGUAUACACCACUGGCACAAACACAGUUACUUGGGGUGGUCUGACGGCAACAGCUUCCUUUGCUGCUGGCCCCACAUAUACCCCUAAUCUUGCCAAUGGCUAUGAUUCAUCCAGCGAUCCCAACUACUACGUGCGUACUUCGGUAAACAACCAAAUCCAAAACUAUUUCGUUGGUUCCCAGUGUUCUUCAGGUUCAAUCACGGCGGAAGAUAUCAGGAUUCAGUUUGCAGGGUUUUCUAGAGGUGAUGCCGCUACUGGUGAAUUGGUUUCAUGUUCCAACGUUGAAUUGAAAAUGUCAAACAGGUUCAAUAGGUGGAUGAUGCCAGAGACUGCUGAGGAUGUUCCUUCCUCUGUUACUUAUACGUGUGAAAACAAUGUAGUUACAAUUAAUGCAAGAAGUUUGCCAGCCGGCUAUCGGGUUUUUUUAAAUGGAUUCCAGCGGCCAUCAAAUUCUGGAAAUCCUAUUUCCAUUUUAAACAGAUAUUCCGACAAUGUUACUUGUUCUGACGGUACAACGGUAAAUAAAGCCUUUUCGAUUAACACACAACUGCAGCUCGCUGCUGCUUCUGGUGUCUAUGUGCCAUUUGAAAUCACCACGCGUUCUUAUCAAGGAGAUGUUACCACAGUUACUACGGAAGUACUUGCAGGGACAGAAAACAUUGUUGUCUUAAUUCCAACACCAAGAACUACAAUUACAAGGACGUAUUCAGGCAAUUCUGUAAGAACAACAACUUUGGAGCACGCUACAGACGCUACUUUCAUAACAGUAGAGGUUGAUCUCCCAACAAGAACUAGAACAACCACUAUUCCGUGGACCGGAACCGUAACAAGUAGUACGUUAAUCACAUCAGGCAUUACUUUUACUGAGGUUAUAAAUGUACCAGUCAGGAGGACAACAGUAUCUCACAUCUGGAAUUCUCCAACUCACUCCACUACUACUGAUUCCUUCAACGCAGCCUCUGAUACAGUUCUGACGGUUGAAAUUUGGCAGCCUUCCAGUACCACAACUACUUCAACCACAUUUUAUGACGGAACAGUUGAAACAUUUACCACUAUCCCAUACAGCGAGGCUGAUCAAACAGUAACGGUUGUGGAUAGGAGACCAUAUCCAAGACAAUCAACAUUUGUGGCAACCACUGGUACCAACUUCUUGAGCACUAGCCCUUUAACUGAUUCUUCUGGUUCAACUACUGGUCUUGAAAUCUACAGAUAUGGUACUGUUACUACCAGGACCUCAACUUAUGUGUGGAGUAGCGAGACUUCUUCCUCAACAACACUGCUACGUCCAAGUGGUCAAUCAAUUCAAACUGUUGUUGUAUAUGUACCUCCAUUUCCUCAGAGCCAAAACGGUGUCUGUGGACCCACAAAUGGUGUAAGCAGCCUCGCCUGUGCCAGUGGACUGUACUGUAGUCAAAACAAUGCAAACAAUCAGCGUUGUGUUCCAAUCCGUACUACAACGUCAACUGUAUACUUUGAUGGUCCAACCUCGUCAUAUUCUACACUUCCUUAUGUUACAUCAGAUAGUACGAUCGUACUAUUUCGUCCACCAAAUACUGUUACAAGGACAACCGUUUGGAGUCAUGUGCAAAUCUCAACUUCUACUGAACCCUUACAAUCCAACCAACCAACUAGAUAUGUUGACGUAUUUACUCCAACAACGACUACAGUUCGGAGCACAUGGACCAGUACUCAAUUUUUCACUUCCACUGUUUCCCCUGAAGAAGAUGCGCCCGAAUAUACAGUAGUAAUUUAUGGUCCACCCGUUUCGUACUACACAUCGACAUCUUCAUACACUGGAAGAACCCCAACAACGUACACAAUUUCUAACAAUCCAACACAGGUUACGAUCAUUAAUGUUGAACCUAUUCCACGUACUACUGUCACCAGAGGCUGGACUUUCUCUACCACUGGAACAACGAUUUUCAAUUGUGGUGAUAUAGAGCAAGCUAAUCCAACGCAGAACGUAUUUCAUAAGAGAGAGAAUCCUUAUACUCGUGUUUGUGAUCCACUUAAUACUGUUACCACUGAAAUUACAGAAGUCGUUCAUAUCCCAUUUGUAACCUCAACAAUCAAUUAUCCAUAUCCAGGAACAACCACAAGUACCUCCCUGAGCUUAUCUGACGGAGCAUUAACAGAAACUAUCAUAAACUAUGUUCCAAAUACAGUAUGUGCUACCUCUAGCGCUUCCUGUGGUACUGUUGGAUCUCCUGGUUCUUUGGGUUCUCAAACUGCUUGUUGUCAAUUGGGAUUAAGAUGUGCUACAGAAUCUGCUAAUAUUGUUUGUGUACCGGCUUCAACUGCCAGUACGUUGGUAACUAACUAUUGGACCGAAUCUUCUACCGUAACAUCCACAUUCACAACGUAUAUCACAGGACAACCAUAUGUUGAAACUCAAGUCAUUGUGCCAAUUAUUACGGAGACACUUACAAAUACAUGGGACUCUCCUUUAACAAGAACAAUGACUACCAUUAGUGGUGACUCCACGCGAGGAACCGCAACGGUUGUCGUUGAGGUUCCAAGCUCAAGAGCCAUACAGACCUCAACAUCGUAUACUCAGUGGACCGGCAGUUUCACAAACACCUAUUCAACGUCAUUUGCAACCUCCACUGGAAGUAAUGGAAUUGCCACUGCUGAAACCAUUUACUACGUUGAAACACCGGUCGCUCACCUCAACACAACCAGUUACACCCCAUGGACAGGUACGUUCACAAGCACAUACGCAACAUCCACUGGUGUAUCCACUGGCAGCGAUGGUAUUGUAACUACUGAAACAUUCUACUAUGUCGAAACACCGGUCGCUCACCUCAACACAACCAGUUACACCCCUUGGACAGGUACUUUCACAAGCACCUACGCAACAUCUACUGGUGUUUUUACUGGCAGUGACGGUAUUGUGACUACUGAAACAUUCUACUACGUUGAAACACCAAGUGCUCAGAACAGCUCUACAGGUGCUCAAACUGCAACCACGAGCUACAUACCAUGGACAGGUACGUUCACAAGCACCUACGCAACAUCUACUGGUGUUUUUACUGGCAGUGACGGUAUUGUGACUACUGAAACAUUCUACUAUGUCGAAACACCGGUCGCUCACCUCAACACAACCAGUUACACCCCUUGGACAGGUACUUUCACAAGCACCUACGCAACAUCUACUGGUGUUUUUACUGGCAGUGACGGUAUUGUAACUACUGAAACAUUCUACUAUGUCGAAACACCGGUCGCUCACCUCAACACAACCAGUUACACACCAUGGACAGGUACUUUCACAAGCACCUACGCAACAUCUACUGGUGUUUUUACUGGCAGUGACGGUAUUGUGACUACUGAAACAUUCUACUACGUUGAAACACCAAGUGCUCAGAACAGCUCUACAGGUGCUCAAACUGCAACCACGAGCUACAUACCAUGGACAGGUACGUUCACAAGCACCUACGCAACAUCUACUGGUGUUUUUACUGGCAGUGACGGUAUUGUGACUACUGAAACAUUCUACUAUGUCGAAACACCGGUCGCUCACCUCAACACAACCAGUUACACCCCUUGGACAGGUACUUUCACAAGCACCUACGCAACAUCUACUGGUGUUUUUACUGGCAGCGAUGGUAUUGUAACUACUGAAACAUUCUACUAUGUCGAAACACCGGUCGCUCACCUCAACACAACCAGUUACACACCAUGGACAGGUACUUUCACAAGCACCUACGCAACAUCUACUGGUGUGUUAACGGGAAGCGAUGGUGUUGUUACCACUGAAACCGUCUACUAUGUUGAGACACCAUCUGGAAACGCUGUAACCACAAGUUACACACCAUGGACCGGUUCUUUCACAACCACUUACGCCACAUCCACUGAAAUCUCCACUGGCAGUGACGGUGUUGUGACCACUGAAACCGUCUACUAUGUUGAGACACCAUCUGGAAACGCUGCAACAACAAGUUACACAGCAUGGACUGGUUCUUUCACAACCACCUACUCUACUGGAUUUACAACCUUCACAGGAACUGACAAUUCAACAACAGUUGCUCCUGUAUACUAUGUCGAAACGCCAUCUGGAAACGCGGUAACAACAAGUUACACAGCAUGGACCGGUUCUUUGACAAGCACCUACGCAACUUCCACCGAAAUCUUCACUGGCAGUGACGGUGUUGUGACCACUGAAACCGUCUACUAUGUUGAGACACCAUCUGGAAACGCUGCAACAACAAGUUACACAGCAUGGACCGGUUCUUUCACAACAACCUACGCAACUUCCACAGAAAUCUUCUCUGGCAGUGACGGUGUUGUUACCACUGAAACCGUCUACUAUGUCGAGACACCAUCUGGAAACGCUGCAACAACAAGUUACACAGCAUGGACCGGUUCUUUCACAACCACCUAUGCCACAUCCACUGAUGUGUUAACGGGAAGCGAUGGUGUUGUUACCACUGAAACCGUCUACUAUGUUGAGACACCAUCUGGAAACGCUGUAACCACAAGUUACACACCAUGGACCGGUUCUUUCACAACCACUUACGCCACAUCCACUGAAAUCUCCACUGGCAGUGACGGUGUUGUUACCACUGAAACCGUCUACUAUGUUGAGACACCAUCUGGAAACGCUGCAACAACAAGUUACACAGCAUGGACUGGUUCUUUCACAACCACCUACUCUACUGGAUUUACAACCUUCACAGGAACUGACAAUUCAACAACAGUUGCUCCUGUAUACUAUGUUGAAACGCCAUCUGGAAACGCUGCAACAACAAGUUACACAGCAUGGACAGGUUCUUUCACAAGCACUUACGCCACAUCCACUGAAAUCUCCACUGGCAGUGACGGUGUUGUGACCACUGAAACCGUCUACUAUGUUGAGACACCAUCUGGAAACGCUGCAACAACAAGUUACACAGCAUGGACCGGUUCUUUCACAACAACCUACGCAACUUCCACAGAAAUCUUCUCUGGCAGUGACGGUGUUGUUACCACUGAAACCGUCUACUAUGUCGAGACACCAUCUGGAAACGCUGUAACCACAAGUUACACAGCAUGGACCGGUUCUUUCACAAGCACUUACGCCACAUCCACUGAUGUGUUAACGGGAAGCGAUGGUGUUGUUACCACUGAAACCGUCUACUAUGUUGAGACACCAUCUGGAAACGCUGUAACCACAAGUUACACACCAUGGACCGGUUCUUUGACAAGCACCUACGCAACUUCCACAGAAAUCUUCACUGGCAGUGACGGUGUUGUUACCACUGAAACUGUCUACUAUGUCGAGACACCAUCUGGAAACGCUGUAACCACAAGUUACACACCAUGGACUGGUACUUUCACAAGCACUUACGCCACAUCCACUGAUGUGUUAACGGGUAGCGAUGGCGUUGUUACCACUGAAACUUUCUACUAUGUUGAAACUCCAGGGUCAGCUUACUAUGGUAACAGUACGCAGAGUACGAUUUCAAGUACAGUUUCAACCUCCGAGGAGCCAGCAAGCUUAGUCUCAAGUACGGUAUCUACAACCCCGAAGAGCGCCACAAGUUCACCAUCGUCGGAAACCGGAGGCGAUAUUAGCACCACUCAGACAACAGUGAACUCUGACAGCUCUUCAUAUUUUGCCUCAACAGCCAGCCCAUACACAAAGUCUGGAGCAUCAAUCGCCACAAGCGGUAACAGCAAGUCUGUGGUUACUACUACUGUAAAUGGUAUGGUGACUUCAUACACUACGAUAUGCCCAGCUUCUGACAGUACCUUCAAGGAGUCUGUCAUAACAGCUAGCUCAUACUCAGGGUCUGCUGCAUCAAGUGUCACAAGUGGUAACAAUAGGUCUGUGGUUACCACUACCAUGAAUGGUAUGGUGACUUCCUACACCACGACAUGCCCAGAAUCCGACAGUGUCUCUUCUCAGUCAACAACCAUUUCCGAUAACCAUUCAGAACAUACUUCUAGUCCUAACGCUGCUUCAGAUAGUAGUGCUACUCCUGAGAAUGAAACAGCUUCCCCAGCACCAGAAAAAGCUUCAAGCAAAGGUUUUUCUGUCUAUUCAACCACACAAACUCCUCAAUUUACUAGUGAAGCUUCAAAUAGCGGAGCUCCAAAAGAAUCGGUUGCGACGACAACAUCAAAGCCAAACGGCUCGUCCAACCGUGGAAGUGAAACAUACAUACAGUCAACAUCUGUCACAGUUCCAAGAACUACCGAUUUUGCUGGCUCAACUGUGGUCUCAAACACCCUUUUGAGUGAGACCUCUGCGCCGCAGUCACCACAAACUGUCUCUCCACAGUUGAGCACUUCAACAAGAGCCCCACAAUCAUUGUCAACUCUUUCUGUUUACGAAGGUGUGGCCAACAGACUCAGAGCUGGUGUUCUAUUUGCUCUACCACUCGCGUUCCUAUAG